Molecule: messenger RNA, 1527 nt
Organism: Schizosaccharomyces octosporus yFS286
Lineage: Eukaryota; Fungi; Ascomycota; Schizosaccharomycetes; Schizosaccharomycetales; Schizosaccharomycetaceae
Product: phosphoprotein phosphatase
Exons: 1
Coding region: 1-1527 (508 amino acids)
Cellular component (GO): cytoplasm
Molecular function (GO): phosphoprotein phosphatase activity
Source: RefSeq, a predicted model, not a curated record
AUGAAGGUUUUUGCAAGAAGGGGUCAUUAUAUUCGUUUAUACUUUGUGUACGGUGUAGUCCUUUACCUUAUUCUACUUAUUUUUGAUUACUGGCUUGUUAAGACUCAAUUGCCUACUUCGCCCAACACAAGAGUAGCUUAUCUUCAAACACCAAUUGAAGAUAUCCGCAUUGUCGAAUGUGGGUUUUUCUCUCCCUUUUGCAGACCUGUACUUCUAUUCUGGCGAUGGGAUCGCUCUAGCAAAAAUUUAUAUAAGUCAUGGCUACCUUGGAAACGGGCAUAUGUUUUUGUAAAAAGGCCUGUCAGAUAUAUCUCUGGUGUUACAAUGACUAUUGAGGAUUUGGUCAUUGAUCGCCAGAACAUGAAAAGGAAUAAACACGGCCUCCGUAUUCGGCAGGGUCCAAACGGUGACAUAUGUGAUGUUGAAGGCUUACUUGGCUCAGAUGUUGCUGAAGUACGAAAAGGAUGGAGUCCAGUACCAUCGGACUUCCUUCUCUUGGGUCGUCCAAUUUUGUUGACCCAACGUUACUGCUCAUAUCCCCUUCCUUCAACCAUAGAUAGCCUUAAGAAGGAAACACCAGCAUUCGUAGAAGUACCAGUAAAUGAACAAAAGAACAAGUUGAAGAUCUUGCAAUUAUCGGACUUACACUAUUCUACAGAACUCGCCAAAUGCCGAGAUUCCUAUCCUCCAGAACGUCCUUCAAACUGUAUGGCAGACGCGACUACUAAUGCGUUUGUUAUCGAAUUAAUCAAACGGGAAUCGCCAGACUUGGUCCUUUUUACGGGUGAUCUAAUAAAUGGUGACACGGUGGAAGAUUCAAAAACGUCUUUAAUGAAAGCACUAGCGCCCGUGGUAGAUUACGAAAUACCCUUCGCAGUUGCUUACGGAAAUCAUGACAGUCUAGGAGAUUUAGCUAACGAUGGAUUGGCUCAGAUUGUUAACCAGGUUCCUGGCAAUAUCGGUUUAGUGGGAAAUAUUUCUGGCGUUGGAAAUUUCGUUCUGCGAAAUCCAGGAAAGUUUUCGAUCUAUGUUUUAGAUUCACAUGCAGGAACUUCGAAUGGCCGAGCAUGUCCUAUGUAUGAUGCGAUUAAGAAAGACCAACUUGUUUGGUUGAAGUCAAGAAAGAUGGAAUUUGAAAACGAUCCUAUCCAAAUGGUCUUCUUUCAUAUACCGUUAAGAGAGUUUUGUGAAGUAGACGAUAUGGUCGGAUCUUAUCGAGAAAAGUGUUCUUCUUCCUAUUGUGAUCCUGGAACAGCAAAAACACUGAGCGAAUUAAGAAUCCCUUUGGCCGUAGCUGGUCACGAUCAUGUGAAUGAUUUUUGUGGAAUGCACAAGACACAUCAAGUAAGAUUCUGUAUGGCAGGAGGCUCUGGGUUCGGUGGCUAUGGUGGACAUGGCGGAUACAUUCGACGUGCCAGAAUAUGGGAAUUAAAUCCUUCUGAACGCACCAUCCGUACUUGGAAGAGACUUGAAUGGCCUCCGGAAGAUAGAUCGAAGAUAUUUGAUGAUCAAACCUUUAAUGUCUAG